Molecule: messenger RNA, 1700 nt
Organism: Haliaeetus leucocephalus (bald eagle)
Lineage: Eukaryota; Metazoa; Chordata; Aves; Accipitriformes; Accipitridae
Gene: CRELD2
Product: cysteine-rich with EGF-like domains 2
Exons: 11
Coding region: 1-1191 (396 amino acids)
Molecular function (GO): calcium ion binding
Source: RefSeq, a predicted model, not a curated record
AUGAGGGGACGGCGUCUGGUCCGGCUGGUGCGCGGCGGGGGGGUUGCUGCCGGCUUCGGCGGCGGCGGUGGUCCCUCGGCCGGUGGGUCACGGAGCGGCUGGCCCCCCGGCUUUGCUGUCCGAGGAGGGCUGGCGCCUCGGAGCGAAGAGAGCGGCUGCAGCAUGCCCGGCGCCGUGAGCGGGGGCUGGCGGACAACGUCGUCCUCCGGAACGCCGUCUCUGUUGCCGCUUGCAGCAGCCCUGCGUGGUGGCACGGGAUUAGCAGAUACAGCUAAAAAGAACUUUGGUGGUGGAAACACUGCUUGGGAAGAGAAGACGCUGUCAAAGUAUGAGUCCAGCGAAAUUCGUCUUGUAGAGAUCAUAGAGAAUCUGUGCGACAGUAGUAACUUUGAAUGUAACAACAUGGUAGAAGAGCAUGAAGAACAUAUAGAGAAAUGGUGGUUCAAACUAAAGAAGAAGUAUCCUGAUUUGUUUAAGUGGUUUUGCAUAGAAACAAUAGAAGUUUGCUGCCCUGCUGGAACUUACGGACCAGAUUGCCUUGCUUGUCGUGGUGGAUCGGAAAGACCUUGCCAUGGAAAUGGCCACUGUGAUGGUGAUGGUACCCGAGGUGGAGAUGGCUCAUGUAGCUGUAACAAGGAGUAUACAGGAGAUUUUUGUUUGGACUGUUCUAAUGGUUACUUCAGUACCUUGAGAAAUGAGACGCAUUCUGUUUGUACAGCCUGCCAUGAUGCCUGUAAAACUUGUACUGGUUCAAGUAACAAGGACUGCCAAGACUGUAAAGAAGGCUGGAUUAAAAAUGAAGAAGCAGCUUGUGUGGAUUUAGAUGAGUGUGCUGCUUCUCCUUGCAAAGAUCACCAGUAUUGUUUGAACACAGAUGGAUCUUUCUCAUGCAAAGCAUGUGAUACCAGCUGUGUAGGUUGCACAGGGGAAGGUUCUGACAAGUGUAAGACCUGCGCAUCUGGAUACAUGAAGGAAGAUGAAAAGUGUACAGAUAUAGAUGAAUGUAACCUUCCUGAGAAGGUUUGCAUGAAAGAGAAUCAAGACUGUGUUAAUACUUCAGGUAGUUACAAGUGUGUAUGUUCAGAAGGGUUUGAAGACAAGGAUGGAACAUGUGUUCAGAUUCUAAAACCAGGAGAGGAAGUAGAGAGUGAAACAACUGAGCCUUCACCUGCUGGACAUGAUGACUUAUGAUCUGCAUUCAGAACCAAAAGACAUUCCUAUCUAAAGUUUUAAAUUAUUGGACUAAGUGUCUGCUAGCUGACAUACUGUGGAAAUGGUAUUAAAUAUGCAGGUUGCCAUUAAGAUUUUUUUUUUUUUUAAAUGGUGAUAAUCUGCUCUUUAAGCUGCAUUUCUUUACUCUUAAAUGCCACUUUUUAUAUAAUUCUUCAAGAACAACACUCUAGAUGGGUUAGUAUAAAAUUUGAAUUAACAUAACAUUGUACCCAGCAAUUGUAAACAAUUUGCAGGUUUCUCAUUCUAGUGCCUACUGAAAACUAUCAUCAUUUGGAAGGACUUAGUUGCACUUCAUAAUUCAAGAAAAGUUUAGACUGAAGUUUGGUGUUUCUUGACAUAAGAAAUAUUUCUAUAACUGAAAUACAGCUUUUAGAAAUUGUCAAAGGGAAUCUCUCUGGGGGGAAGCACUGUUCCCUUAAACAAAAUAGAAUGCCUAAUACUGCAUUCAAUAAAAGUUUAUUUUGUUG